GGACAGGCUUCUCAGGCCCGGCGACCGAGCGGCAUAGAUCGGGCACAGAGCGUCUUCCCUGGGGAGGCAGGUGUUGAGUGUUUUUGGGGUCUUCAGGGGAGCCCCGGAGAACCGGUGUAACUGCUUCCCCGGGAGAGGCCUCAGGGCCUGUCCUGGAAGCACGGGUGCCAGAGAGUGUUUUCGCGGGGUGGGGGCAGCCCUGUCCUCUCUCCCUACUGGGUGCCCGAGAUAGCGCUGCCUUGCGGGAAUCGCCCCUCAGUGAUUCUUCGUCGUAGUCUUUGUUUAGUGGCCUAGUCCUGAGAAGGGAGCACACGGGAUGGAGUGGGGUAACCUCUUCCAGGACCACAAAGCCGGGAGCCCAACCCCCAUUUUUAACGUUGAGCUCUGAAGCUGCUUUGACUAGACGUGAAGUUGUCACACCCAGAGAAGCGCCCAUGGCCUAGGGAAAGACGUUUGUGAUCCAGACUUGCUCGUUUACAUUUGACUUAUUCCCGUGGAAAUUCAUAAAGCGUUCUAUAUUAGUUGCUGAGUUUAACACCUUCUCUGGACACUCCUCAUAUAAUCUUAUUUUUGGCCCAACUUCUUUUGUAAGGUCCCAUUCUUUACCUCAUUUAGAUAAAUCAGAUAGGCCUUUCUUGCUUGAUUCAUGAACAACUCAAUUAUAAGCACACCACGUGAAGAUUAGAUGUAAUUAGGACCUGUUCAAUGUCUUUACAUCCCAGUCCUUCUGUACGCCUAACCUUAAGCAAAUUGCUCAACCUCUAUAGGUCUAAGUAUUCUGUGUGUAAUAUGAAAGCUUUGAAUUAGGCCACCUUUCCGGCUUGUUUUUUAAAACGUGUCUGUGAUUCUGUGAAUUCCAACUCUUCACCUUUUAAAUCCACUUUCCAUCUCUCCAGAGGAAAGGGCAUUGAGAGGAGAGGGAACAAGUCCCUUUCACUAAAGCAGCCUGGUUUGAAAAAGCUGGUAAUCUCUGAACUGUCUCUUCCUUGAACGAGACGAUCUCCCUCUCAACUACCUUUUUCUCCUUGUGAUAGCAACAGAAACCAAGCAGCAACAGCCCUUGGAAAGAGGCUAAAUUUUUCUUGACUUCUGCAGCGACAAAGACCGUGAAAAGUUGGCAUUUCUGGCCUAACGCUGCCAUCAUCCUACCCCUCACGCCAGGGCAACCCAGGCUGGACAUUUAGUGCCUCCCUCUUUACUUCUCUGUGAUCAUCCAGAUCAGCACUUGACUGUUUAUUUUCAAAUCUCACGAACCUCACCCCAAGAUCUUCACAUUCUGGUUCUCAGCUACUCUUGAAGGACAGUGACUUGUUACCACCACAGCAGCAGAGCCUGCCAUCCCCAACAGAUCUCCAGUUGUCCCUGACAUCGUGCCCUACCUUCCCUCCUUUUGUGGUCUCCUAAAUGCCGAUUUCGUUGACCUUGGUUCGGCUGGUGGUAUGGAGGGGUGCUGCCUAGCACUGACCUGAGAGUGUGUGUGACCCACUGACCCAAUGGACAUCAAAGGCCAGUUCUGGAAUGAUGACGACUCGGAGGGAGAUAAUGAAUCAGAGGAAUUUCUCUAUGGAGUUCAGGGAAGCUGUGCAGCUGACCUGUAUCGACACCCACAGCUUGAUGCAGACAUUGAAGCCGUGAAGGAGAUCUACAGUGAGAACUCUGUAUCCAUCAGAGAAUAUGGAACUAUCGAUGACGUGGACAUUGACCUCCACAUCAACAUCAGCUUCCUCGAUGAGGAAGUCUCUACAGCCUGGAAGGUCCUCCGGACAGAACCUAUUGUGUUGAGGCUGCGAUUUUCUCUCUCCCAGUACCUAGAUGGACCAGAACCAUCAAUUGAGGUUUUCCAGCCAUCAAAUAAGGAAGGAUUUGGGCUGGGUCUUCAGUUGAAAAAGAUCCUGGGUAUGUUUACAUCUCAACAAUGGAAACAUCUGAGCAACGAUUUCUUGAAGACCCAGCAGGAGAAGAGGCACAGUUGGUUCAAGGCAAGUGGUACUAUCAAGAAGUUCCGAGCUGGCCUCAGCAUCUUUUCACCCAUCCCCAAGUCUCCCAGUUUCCCUAUCAUACAGGACUCCAUGCUGAAAGGCAAACUAGGUGUACCAGAGCUUCGGGUUGGGCGUCUCAUGAACCGUUCCAUCUCCUGUACCAUGAAGAACCCCAAAGUGGAGGUGUUUGGCUACCCUCCCAGCCCCCAGGCAGGUCUCCUGUGCCCUCAGCACGUGGGCCUCCCUCCCCCAGCACGGACCUCUCCUUUGGUCAGUGGUCACUGCAAGAACAUUCCCACUCUGGAGUAUGGAUUCCUUGUUCAGAUCAUGAAGUAUGCAGAGCAGAGGAUUCCAACAUUGAAUGAGUACUGUGUAGUGUGUGAUGAGCAGCAUGUCUUCCAAAAUGGAUCUAUGCUGAAGCCAGCUGUCUGUACUCGUGAACUAUGUGUCUUCUCCUUCUACACACUGGGCGUCAUGUCCGGAGCUGCAGAGGAGGUGGCCACUGGAGCAGAGGUGGUGGAUCUGCUGGUGGCCAUGUGUAGGGCAGCUUUAGAGUCCCCUAGAAAGAGCAUCAUCUUUGAGCCUUAUCCCUCUGUGGUGGACCCCACUGAUCCCAAGACUCUGGCCUUUAACCCUAAGAAGAAGAAUUAUGAGCGGCUUCAGAAAGCUCUGGAUAGUGUGAUGUCCAUUCGGGAGAUGACCCAGGGCUCAUAUUUGGAAAUCAAGAAACAGAUGGACAAGUUGGAUCCCCUGGCCCAUCCUCUCCUGCAGUGGAUCAUCUCUAGCAACAGGUCACACAUUGUCAAACUACCUCUCAGCAGGCAGCUGAAGUUCAUGCACACCUCACACCAGUUCCUCCUGCUGAGCAGCCCUCCUGCCAAGGAGGCUCGGUUCCGGACCGCCAAGAAGCUCUAUGGCAGCACCUUUGCCUUCCAUGGGUCCCACAUUGAAAACUGGCAUUCGAUCCUGCGCAAUGGGCUGGUCAAUGCAUCCUACACCAAACUGCAGCUGCAUGGAGCAGCCUAUGGCAAAGGCAUCUACCUGAGCCCCAUCUCCAGUAUUUCCUUUGGAUACUCAGGAAUGGGAAAAGGACAGCACAGGAUGCCCUCCAAGGAUGAGCUGGUCCAGAGAUAUAACAGGAUGAAUACCAUCCCCCAGACCCGAUCCAUUCAGUCAAGGUUCCUGCAGAGUCGGAAUCUAAACUGUAUAGCACUUUGUGAAGUGAUUACAUCUAAGGACCUCCAGAAGCAUGGGAACAUCUGGGUGUGCCCUGUAUCCGACCAUGUCUGCACAAGGUUCUUCUUUGUAUAUGAGGAUGGUCAGGUGGGCGAUGCCAACAUUAAUACUCAGGACCCCAAGAUACAGAAGGAAAUCAUGCGUGUGAUCGGAACUCAGGUUUACACAAACUGAGGGGGCCCCAGCCCUCGUACCACCCCUGUUACCCCAGGAUCCAUCUGCCCUUAUAAAAGUGUUCAGGUACAGCAACUGAGGCUGCCCUGAGGAAUCAAGGGGCCAUUACCAAGGGGCAGGAAAAGGAUAUAUAAGAGGUGGCCUCCAUGGUGGAGCUUGACCAAGAACUACUCCACAUUUGGAUGGCCCAGACUGGCUUCAACCCCUGACUUUCCCUUUGACUUCACCCUGUUUGUAAAUAAAACAAUAAAAUGGAAGGUGCUGUGGACUGGA
This is a messenger RNA of Mandrillus leucophaeus (drill), 3662 nucleotides long. RefSeq names its product poly (ADP-ribose) polymerase family, member 6 (gene PARP6). The transcript has 23 exons. Gene Ontology annotation, biological process: endoplasmic reticulum unfolded protein response. The coding region runs from base 1494 to 3389 and encodes 631 amino acids. Gene Ontology annotation, molecular function: kinase binding; NAD+ poly-ADP-ribosyltransferase activity; protein serine/threonine kinase activator activity. NCBI's taxonomy places the organism in Eukaryota, Metazoa, Chordata, Mammalia, Primates, Cercopithecidae. The record is from RefSeq and is a predicted model, not a curated record. Gene Ontology annotation, cellular component: nuclear envelope; endoplasmic reticulum tubular network; membrane.